CCAAAACCAAGGUCCGGAUUUGUGACGUCACAGGGAUCUACAGACCUCCUUGACAGGACCGAGAUGAGGAGUUGACUUUAAACCAGCGUCCUGUCGUCACUUGGUGGCACAUCGUUGCUAUUCGGUGCUUUAAAAGUCCAAUUUAGCCCUGUUUGUUUUUAAAGGGAAUCCCCACGACUGCUGCUUCCCACCCCCUUCUUCCUACUCAACCUACCAGCCAAGAGAGCUCCACCGCUGACCGGCGAGGACAAACAACAAACGGACCAGUCACUAAUCCCCGGGACGGUCGCAUCCACGGUGUGGAAGGGGAGACUCUGUCCCCUUUUACGAGAAAUGGACUGGGGCGACCACCAAGUGGAUUAAAUGAAUCGAAGUAAUCACCAUCGAGGGGGGUUAACAAAGCGAAGCUGAAUGUCCAUUUGGUCUUUAUUAUUUUCAUUUGACUGGAGAUGGGGGCUUUUGCGAGCAGACAAAACAUAGGCGUGGAAGAAGUGGAUAUUCCGUCCAAUUCGGUGUACCGUUACCCACCGAAAUCCGGAAGUUACUUCGCCAGCCACUUCAUCAUGGGUGGAGAGAAGUUUGACUCAACUCACCCAGAAGGUUACCUGUUCGGAGAAAAUACUGACCUUAACUUCCUUGGGACCAGACCAGUAGCGUUCCCAUACGCAGCCCCCCCACCUCAGGAACCGGUGAAGACGCUACGCAGCCUUAUAAACAUCCGCAAGGACACACUGCGGCUUGUACGGUGUAGCGAGGACCUAAAGUUGCCAGGCGAUGACGAGGCGGGCAAGCAGCGGGCCUGCUACAAUGUUGAGUUCACCUUCGACGCCGACACGCCGGUUGCCAUCACCAUUUACUACCAGGCUAUUGAGGAGUUUCACAACGGCGUGCCAGUCUACCUGCCCCAGGACAGCUCUCUGCAGUCAGAGACGGUGCACUUCAAGAGAGGAGUGAGCCAACAGUUCUGUUUGCCAUCGCACACUGUCAACCUUAGCGAGUGGGCGGAUGAGGAGCUGCUAUUUGACGCGGACAGGGAGAUCUUCCCAAUGGUUGUGCAGGCCGUGGUCGACGAAGGUGACGAACAUCUGGGCCACUCUCACAUACUGCUAGCCACGUUUGAAAAGCACAUGGACGGCAGUUACUGUGUGAAGCCUCUGAAGCAGAAACAAGUGGUGGAUGGAGUAAGUUAUCUACUGCAAGAGAUCUACGGAAUAGAGAACAAGUAUAACAGCCAAGAAUCAAAGGUUGCCGAUGACGAAAUCAGUGACAAUAGCGCCGAGUGCGUGGUGUGUCUUUCGGACGUGCGCGACACACUUAUCCUGCCGUGCAGACACCUGUGUCUGUGCAACGCCUGUGCCGACACGCUACGCUAUCAAGCCAACUGCUGCCCCAUCUGCAGACUGCCUUUUAGAGCUCUGCUGCAGAUCCGUGCUAUGAGGAAGAAACUCAGUCCUUUGACGCCAACCAGCUUUAACCCUGUAAUCACUUCGCAGACGUCGGACUCGGAGGAACACUCGGCGUCCGAACACAUCCCCCCAGGUUACGAGGCUGUGUCCCUACUUGAAGCACUCAACGGCCCCCUGGCCACAUCCUCCGUAACACCUCCUCUCCACUCCGGUCCCAGUCACGUAACUGGUGCUCUGCCGCCAUAUGGAAGUGAAGCCCACCCGGCGGCGGCUCGCUCCCUCUCCCCACUCGAUCAUUCCAACUCAAGUCAGGGGCUUAAACUCAAGAAAAGUGGUUCAAAGUCUCUUUCCCAGAAUUCCUCAGUGCUUCCCGAGGAGGAAGAUGAGAAGUCUUGCAGUGAAUUAGAGGCCCGUCGCCACAAACUCGCGGUGGAGCCGCAGGAGUGUGGAGUCACGCCAGAUAGUGAAAACCUAACUCUCUCCUCUUCCGGGGCUAUCGACCAGUCGCCGUGCACUGGAACGCCACUCUCUUCCACUAUAACUUCCCCUGAAGACCCAGUGAGCAGCAGCCUGGCCCAGUCAGUGAUGUCCAUGGCCUCGUCCCACUCGCAGCACUCCCACAUCAGCACUGACACCAUGUCCUCCAUGUCAGGGUCCUACCUGGCUGGGGCGGACGGCGAGCCCGGGGGGGGCCAAGAUGGGGUUGACGCGCAGGGAGAGGAGACCCGGGACGCCCCCAUGGAGAGUCGAGGACCUAGCCAGAUUGAAGGGGAGUCAAUAGAACUAAACUACUCUGUUGCUGUCGAGGAGCAGGACUCAGAGGGGAACGAUGUCACAGAAGAAGACCGCUCCUCGCCAUCGAAUGGCAAAGGUGGGCGGAGCAGGUGUCCCGAGUUGGCCAAUAACAAUCAGGGCGUGGCCCUGUGUGACACGCCCUCUUUGGGCUUGGACAAUGAACAGGCUCCCGACGGCCGAUUCGCCGAUCUGAUGUACCUCGGCGACUACAGGCCCGUUUUAGACUCCACCAGCAACCGGGAGGAGCAGGGAUUAGAGAACCGGGAGGGUCAAAAUCCCAAACACCCCCACCGUGGACCCCUCAUUGUGUAGCGCACUGACACACACAUAGUUAAACAUUACUACUCUACUACUACUACUACUACUACUACUAGCACUUCCUACUCAGUGCUUCGUUGCUGGAUAAUGGCUGAACAGGGAACCCUCACCACCACAUCCAACAUCACCACAUCCUUCUUCUCCAGUGAGGUGUUAUCCGAGCACUUUUAUAUAUCUAUUUUAUUUCUUGGUCUGAUUUUAUUUAUUACCCGUAGUUCUAACUUGUGACAGUUUCAUGUUGUGACUUUAUGGUUAGAAAAUGCUGCUGCUCCUCCUUUUCAUCAUCGACGUGACCAGCAAAUCAGUCAGGGGCUACUGUGAUCUGCAAUCACCAUGUCAGGUGGGCUACCUUAGCCUGCUAAAUACUUAAAAAAAAUAAAAAAAAUCCAGCUCCUCUCUGGAUGGCUGCGACUGAAUGUGAAAUGAAAGCAGACUCAGUCCUGAACAUGUAACGAAUGUAGAAGAAGACCUCCCGGAUGGAGGCACCAGUUCAAGGUAGGAUGGGCAUAUGACUUGUUUUCCUGAAUUACAUAGAAAAUAUGCACUCAAUUAACCGAGUCAUUAAAAGACUGCUGCCAAAAGCUAAGGGAUAUUGGUAUCAACCUAAAAUGCGAUAUAACCAAUACUGGUGAAGUUGGUUUGACGUUCUCUGAAAUUUUGUUCCAAUAUCCAACUUUUAGAUGUUUCAGUGCUUUUUGCUGACACUCUACAAAUUCAUAAAUAGACAAGUUAAUAAGUGAGUCAACUGGUAUUUGAAAAGUCCUCUUUAUCAUUUAUCAAAUAUUUUCCAUUUGGAAUAUAGAUGAUCAAUAAUCAGUAAUUUAUAUGUCUAUGCCUGGGUACACUAAAUCCGCUCUUUGAACUGAAAUGGACCCCUUGACCACCUAGCCAUGUUAGCAUGUCAGUAUUGUUGCAGUGCAACUCUUGAAUCCACCACCCAGCAAUAAAAAUGGCGUUAUUUUCUCCUCAGUUUGCACUGGUCGGCUACUUUUAGACACUUUUUUGUUUUUGCUAUUGUAAAGGGACUUUUAGUAAGAGACAUUCACAUUCUAAGGAUCUGUUUUUUUGUUAAAUUUGAUGUUGUUUUGUGUUUUUAUCCAUUGCAAAGCACUGUGUUGUUGAUUAGAAUGUGGAUGAAACUUUGUGAAACAUUUGUAAAAUUUUACAUACACACAAACACUUAACACCGUACUGUAGCUGAUCAUAAAGGGACAUUGAUGCACUAUUAGCCGUUUCCGAGGCGACAUCAUUUUGCGGUGCAUGAGGCUGAAGACGAAGCAUGAUAAGUCCGGGUGGAAGAGCUCUGCGUCUUUUUAGUAUGUGUCCUGUCGGGUGACCCUCCUUAUACCGGGCUGUCACAUGAUCACAGUCACAUGAUCACAGUCUGAAUGUGUCGUAGGUGGUGAAUCAGAAUCUGUAAGAUCAACCCACUUUUGUAGGAUUGUAGGCGUGAAAGUGAGACGGACAAUAAAGUUUUGUUUAUUUGCAACUACACUUGAGUACGGAAGUAUUAUUACAUCCACUCGAACCUACCUGUAUGUCUGUCCGUUUGUUUGUCUGUAUGCUUGUGUUCAGGAUAAACCAAGAACGAAUAAAGGGAUACUUAUCAAAUUU
Messenger RNA from Corythoichthys intestinalis (scribbled pipefish), 4133 nucleotides. It is a transcript of the gene rnf157, whose product is annotated as ring finger protein 157. Gene Ontology annotation, biological process: protein ubiquitination. NCBI's taxonomy places the organism in Eukaryota, Metazoa, Chordata, Actinopteri, Syngnathiformes, Syngnathidae. Bases 450 to 2513 code for a protein of 687 amino acids. Gene Ontology annotation, cellular component: cytoplasm. The transcript has 19 exons. Gene Ontology annotation, molecular function: ubiquitin protein ligase activity. The record is from RefSeq and is a predicted model, not a curated record.